AUGCCAAGGUUGAAAGAAGAAGAGUUAGAGCGCCCAACUGCUGAUACCAGCAAAGCAGAUGAUGGGCCUGCCAAUAUCACACCAAGGGCAAAAAAAUAUGAGUUACAUCGCCCAACUGCUGAUACCAGCAAAGCAGAUGAUGGGCCUGCCAAUGUCACACCAAGGUCGAAAAAAUAUGAGUUACAUCGCCCAACUGCUAAUACCACCAAAGCAGACAAGGGGCCUGUCAAUAUCACCCCAAGGUGGAAAAAAGAUCAGCUGCAUCGCCCCACUGCUAAUACCACCAAAGCAGACUAUGGGCCUGUGAACAGAAAAAGAAACAUGGACAACAUCAAUAUAGAGGAAAGAAGCUCCCUGCCUAAAAAGAGAAAGAGAGGCCACAUUAAUAUGGAUGAAAGAGGCGGCAUGCCUAAAACAAAGGACAAAAGAGGGGGUAUGCCUAAGAUUAUGGAUGAAAGAGGCGACGUGCCUAAAAGGAGAAAAAUAACCUUUGAAGAUUUCCCCCCAAAGUGGAAGAGAGAGAAGCAACAAUGUUGGAACCAUGCCGUUCGAAAUCACACUGGCAGGUGGAAGAGAGACAAGCAAUGCCUAAAUAAUGGAUUCUUUACUUGGAAUGAGCCAACUAUUCAAGUCAGAAUAGAAAUGAGGCCUGAAAGCUCUUACCAGCGAAAAUGGAGCCAGCCUAAGGGCAGAACACGAUUUCGUCCAUAUUAAGAACUCAUUGAUAUAAAGUUGCAGGGCCUGAUAGAUCUUACCUGCAAAAAUGGAGCCGGCAUAAGAGCAGAAGAAGUUUUCAUCCAUAUUAAGAAAACAUUAAUAAAACGUUGCAGGGCCUGAAAGAUCUUACCAGCAAAAAUGUUGCCGGCCUAAGAGAAAAAGUCGAUUUCAUCCAUAUUAAGAACGCAUUAAUAAAAUGUUGCAGGGCCUGAAAGAUCUUAUCAGCAAAAAUGGAGCCGGCCUAAGAACAGAAGACAAUGUCAUCCAUAUUAAGAACUCAUUGAUAAAAUGUUGCAGGGCCUGAAAGAUCUUACAAGCAAAAAUGGAGCCGGCCUAAGAGCAAAAGUCGAUUUCGUCCAUAUUAAGAACGCAUUAAAAUGUUGCAGGGCCUGAAAGAUCUUAACAGCAAAAAUGUUGCCGGCCUAAGAGCAGAAGACGAUUUCAUCCACUUAAAAACGCAUUAAUAAAAUGUUGCAGGGCCUGAAAAAUCUUAUCAUCAAAAAUGGAGCCGGCCUAAGAGCAGAAGACGAUUUUUUCCAUUUUAA
Messenger RNA from Xenopus laevis (African clawed frog), 1262 nucleotides. RefSeq lists its product as uncharacterized. The coding region runs from base 1 to 714 and encodes 237 amino acids. Lineage: Eukaryota; Metazoa; Chordata; Amphibia; Anura; Pipidae. The transcript has 11 exons. The record is from RefSeq and is a predicted model, not a curated record.